Molecule: messenger RNA, 1129 nt
Organism: Penicillium brasilianum
Lineage: Eukaryota; Fungi; Ascomycota; Eurotiomycetes; Eurotiales; Aspergillaceae
Source: the annotation of a GenBank genome assembly
CAACUCUUUGUUUCCCACAGAAGCCGGCUCUUUUGUGGAACGUACGACUAAUCGCCUGCUGAACGAUUGACACAAUCUUCGAUUUUACCCACUUCCACCCGGCUUCCUUCUCCGCACUGUUGGCUUCCUGCAGGGUUGUAGCUCCGCAUCAACCCCACCCCACACCGAAGCUGUCCUCUACGGUCCACGCCUUGCUCGACUACAUUACCACUGCCACCUCACCUCACCUAGGAAUCGCGAAAUGAGCUCGUAUCUAGCUUCAUUUACCUCCUCAUCCUCCAUCUCCAAUGCUCUGGGGUCUAGACUCAACAGCCUCCGCCGGGCAAUCACACUAGGCGACGAAAAAGACGACCCGGAGAACGAGGACGGUUCGCACAUAUCCAACGCUCUCCGAGCAUACUACACAGAAAAGGGACGGCCAUUCCCCAGCUGGCUCCCUCCCGACCCUAAGGCUCCGGCCUCCGCUGCACCUCGCCCCAUCGCAACCGCCUCCUCCGCACAAUACGGGCAAGCCCCCGCCGGUGCCUACGGCCGGGGUGGCGGUCUAGGCGACCUUUGGGGUGAUUCGGGUGCUUCUUCAUCAGGAAGUGCACAAACUUCCAGUCUCCGCCGGGGCCGCGGUAGUGCCGCGAGUGGUGCGAGCGGUUCGGCAUUGACACCUGCCCUGAGUGCUCCGCCAGGCCCUGUAAUGUCGCCCCCGCCUCAGCUCUCGCACUCGCAGUCUCACUCUCCUUCGCCGGGCGGUCUGCAUCCUUCGGGUGCUCGCCCGCUGCCUAGCCAGCGUUCUGGAUCUUAUCAGUCGACGCAAUCUGGGCGGUCUAGCCAAGAUAGCAGAUCCGGGGCUAGCUCGGCACAGGAACGGUUGCGGGCAAGGUUGCAUGGUGGACGCUCCCCCAGUCCAGGGAAUAUAGAUCCGAGCGUUCGCAAGCCCGUGGGAGGAAGGCAAUGGUAGGACGGGGAAUAUGGGUCGCAUUGGAUUGAUUGCAUUGCCCGUCAAGCAUGGCGCUCGGAGUUUGAUAACAUUUUUCCGCUUUUUUCAUGUUGUCUGUGCCCUGCGUUCCUUAUAGUUGUACAUACAGUUCAAACUUUGAAAUUCGUUAAUGGAAGGAGGUUCAUCGUCACUCGGCAC